This is a messenger RNA of Amborella trichopoda, 1261 nucleotides long. RefSeq lists its product as uncharacterized. Gene Ontology annotation, biological process: tRNA splicing, via endonucleolytic cleavage and ligation. NCBI's taxonomy places the organism in Eukaryota, Viridiplantae, Streptophyta, Magnoliopsida, Amborellales, Amborellaceae. The record is from RefSeq and is a predicted model, not a curated record. Gene Ontology annotation, molecular function: tRNA 2'-phosphotransferase activity.
CCCUUUAGCAUUCAAAGUUUCUCUCUCUAGAAUAUUAUCAAAUUUAUCGGUCAUUCUCUCUCCUCUUUAGUGUCAGCGGGUUGUGUUCCUCUUAUUAUAUGAGGAGAGAUGUGGGCUCUUAUGCUCUGCAAUGCCCUCCGCUUUCAAACUGGUCCUUAUUCAUCCAGGUUCUCUCUCCUCUUCUCCCAAUCCCUAAGACCCUUUCUCUCUCUCCCUCUUCACAUGGAUAAAAACUCCAGUGCUUCUCCUUCCGCCUCAAUCUCUUCUCUCUCUAGAAGACGGGGAAGCAGUUCAGAAUGGGGUGCUUCUCAAACCGCAGAAGGUCGAAGGACUUCGAGAGGUGGACGAGGUUCAAAGGAAACAAAAAUGGAUAAGAUCGAUGCCCUUGGUCGACUGCUAACAAGGAUUUUGCGCCAUAUGGCUUCUGAGUUGAAUUUGAAUAUGCGGAGUGAUGGUUAUGUAAGGGUGAGCGACUUGUUGGAAUUGAACCUGCGAACAUUUGCUAAUGUUGCCCUAAAAGCACAUACCAUCGAAGAUAUUAAGGAGGCUGUAAGGAAGGACAGCAAACAACGUUUCAGCCUUCUGGAAGAAAAUGGGGAGCUUUUGAUUCGUGCCAAUCAGGGCCACUCAAUAAAGGAUAUUACAUCGGAAAGCUUAUUGAAGCCGAUCCUCUCUGCUGAUGAAGUCCAAGUUUGUGUACAUGGAACAUACAAGAAGAAUCUUGAUUCAAUCUUGCAUUCCGGGCUCCAACGUAUGUCGAGGAUACAUGUUCACUUCUCCAGUGGCUUGCCAACAGAUGGAGAAGUAAUUAGUGGAAUGCGUCGUGAUGUCAAUGUUUUGAUUUUCUUAGAUGUCAAAAAAGCUUUGCAAGAUGGGAUGAAGCUUUACAUAUCAGACAAUAAGGUAAUUUUAACAGAGGGGUUUGAUGGGGUAGUGCCUGUCAAAUACUUCACCAAAAUCGAAACAUGGCCUGGUAGGCAAUCCAUUCCUUUUUGAUUAAGAUGUUCAUUAUCUCCUCUUCCUUAUAAUGCCACUGCACGCCCCCCUCCUGUCUCUCUGGGGUUGAGAGGCAUGGGAAUUCUCUUUGGGUUUUCCUGUAGAAGCAUGAGAAGCAGAAACAUGGUUGAAAAGCAUGAGAACGGCAAAAGCUGGUGUUGAGUUGAGCUACCUUAAUGCAAAUUUUAAUUAUUAUUUCAGGAACUUAAGACAUUGUAAUGUUUAUAUUAGGAGUCCAAUUUUACGCGUUUUGGCUAUUUCCUUC